This is a messenger RNA of Chilo suppressalis (striped riceborer), 5017 nucleotides long. The record is from the annotation of a GenBank genome assembly. NCBI's taxonomy places the organism in Eukaryota, Metazoa, Arthropoda, Insecta, Lepidoptera, Crambidae.
CCGAGUUUAAAAAUUUCCUGUUUCGGGUUGCCAAUUAAUCCGUAAAUGUAAAUGUCUUUGAAAAUUAAUAAAUCUAUUCUAACACUGUAACCAUAAAUGCAGACUUCCAACAAAGAUCAGCUUUCCUUGGUGUUGCAAGUGUCCAUGGGCAGUAGUGACCACUUAUUAUGAGGUAGACCGCUUACCCUUUUACCUAGAUCAACAAAAAAAAGUUGAUUUGUGACAUUUUUAACUGUUUUUUUAUUGGUCUGUCCGGGUUCUGGGCUCCGAAAUCCGGGGUUAUCACGCCUCUGAUCCUGGUUGCCACAUUUUAGAGAUGGCAGCCCUAUCUAUCAAUGUCAAACUUGAUUUGUCAAAUUCACGCGCGGCGAUGUGAAUGUAAAUACGGAAAAUUAUUUCUUAUCGUUUCUUUAUAAGUCAAUGUUGUUAGAAACUUUAGUUUUACUAUCUUCCAUUACCAAACUGGAAGUUCAAGAUGAAAUGCCAUAUCCCAGGGCCCAAUGUGAAAGUUCUAGGAAGGACAGUGCAUGCUCUCGCCAGAUUUGGGGAUGAGCUCUAUCUGGAGUCACUUCCAGACAGCAUUUUAUUAAGAACAUUAAAUGCAGCAGAAUCUGCUUACGCCAUGGUUAAAUUCAACAAAAACUUCUUUUCUUAUUUUAAUCACAAUUAUUACUCUACUGAGGAUAAUGAAGGUUUGAAAUGUAAAAUAUCAAUGAAAUCAGCAUUAAACACCUUUAAAUCUCCUUCCCACAUGGAUAAACAAGUAGAAAACUUAGAGAUGAAACUAGAUGUUGAUGCAUCUAAAUUGAUCUUCCAGAUAAAGUGUAAACAUGGAAUUGUGAAGACACAUUAUGUAACAAUUUUAGAUUGUAAAGCCAUGCAAGCAGUUUAUACCAAAGAUUUAGUACCCAACAGAAUAACUUCACCACAAAGAAUAUUAUCAGAAGCUCUUAGUAACUUUCAAAAUUCUGAUGACCAAGUAACAAUCGAGGCUACAACACAUUCAUUAAUCCUGCGGAACUAUGUGGACUCAAAUAUGGACUUGACAAAGAUCAUAAGGACACAAAUAAAUCUCAAGGAGGCUGAAUUUGAUAGCUACUUAAUUGGUGAAGAGACAACAAUCACAUUUACAAUUAAAGAAUUCAAAGCUUUACUUGUUUUUGCUGAAGCACUAAAUUUACCUCUGCAACUACACUUUGAAACUACUGGACGACCUGCUGUUUUCAUUGUACAUAAUGGUGUGACAUUUGAAGCACAUUUUGUCCUAGCAACAUCUAAAGCUGAUAUUCCAACUCAAGCAACAUCAACUCAAAACACCUCCAAAACAGAGAGAAGUAAAAGAAAAGAUAAUAGCAUUCAGAAUACAUCAAGAAAGAAACCACACUUGGAGCCUGAUAUAUCAAAAUGCUUAGAUGAAGAUUCGCAUUUAUUUAAUUUUAUUGAUAUACCUGAAGAAAAAAUCAGAAAUAACAUUGAAAAUGAAAAUUCUGAUAAACAAAUUGACUUAGACUGCAGUAACAUUAUGAACAAUGAUAAUAUUCCAGCUUCACCCACAUCAAGAACUAUGAUUAAAUCUGUUUUUAAGAGAUGCUUUGAAAACACUUUUGACCCUAGAGCUAUUCAAAGAGUUGUUUUGGCAGAGAACUCUGAUAUGGGCUUGGAGAUAGAUGUAUGGAGGAUGGAGGUGAUCUCAACCAAGCAGCACUACUCUUUACCUUAGAUCCAUAACUAUUAGUGAAACACUCUUUUUACACUAUUAAGUGGAAUAUCAUUUGGUGCCAAUUAUAAUCAGUUUUAUUGAGUCACAAUUUCAUAACUAUUAUCCUGCAAAAUAAUAUGUGGUAUAUAUGACAGUGGUUAAAUAACCAUUUGUCAGUGCAUACUUAUCGAAUUUGAUGCUACAGCAAGAGCAGCAACAGUUCUCUCACCCAUGGAGAGGUGGCACUUUAUACUUUAAAUUUACAUAUUUAUAUGGGCUUUCUUGCAAAUGAAAAAACAGUUAUCACUGCAUUAUAAUUUUAUAGCAAAAAAUAUACAUACACAGUAAAAAUAUAUACACACUUCACAAAUUCUUGUUUAAUGAAGAAAAUCUAUGAUUGGGGUUUGUGAAGUUGCAAUGGUAACAAAUACUCCCCGCAUGACACUGCAUACAAAGAUACGACGUAUAUAUAACAGAACUUUUAUGGGGAAAAUCCAUUGCAUAAUGCCAGCUAAGUAUGUAUUAUUUCACAUAACUUUAGAAUAAAGAUAAUAUAGGGCUAGGUGUUGAAUCGAUACAAUUUGAAGUUUACAAAAUUGUUUUUUAUUUAGUAAAAAUUAUAAUUAGUUAUUAAAUUUACUACUAAAAUUAGCACUAGAAUAAAAAUUGUGUUCCAGAGAAGCGACCAAUGUAUACAUUCAUUGUUUCGGUAACUAACACUUUACAUACACAUUAUAAGAUUUAAAAUCUUUUACGAUUUUUCUAUUUAUUGUUGUGUUAUUGCAUGUUACAAAUUAUUAUUUAUUACACAAAAAUAAGUAACAAAAAGUAAACAGGAGUCAAUUUCAUUUUUUAAUUUGGUUUCUACUUUACAGAGAGAGAUCAAUAAAUCUUUACCACAAUGUGAAGUGAUGAAGUGGAUAAAAAUUCAGAUGCUUUUCAUCUUUAAAAAAAUUACCAUACACAUUUUAUUAUUAUAACAAUAGCUAGCUAACACGUCUUAAAAAAGAUGAAAAAGACCUCAAACUCUAUUUUUAAUUUAAUAUUUAUAAAAUACGGCAGCGAUACCAUUUAAUUACAAUAAGUAUUUUUAAUCAAUUUCAAUAUUGUCUCUGGCCCAGGUGUAAGGGCUUAUGUCACACAGGGCCUUCUUCAACGUCCUAACUGAAUCACCAAACACUCACUAUCCAACUAAAUUAAUGAAAAAGGGCACUGUAUUUAGGAACAAUCCUCUUGGCUCUUUCUCACACACUGUGCUACUUUCCUUUUAAACUCCGAAUAUGAUUCUCUCCAUUCCUUCUGCAAAAAGAAAUAUAAUGAGCACACAUCUACAAAUGAUAUGCUUCAGUUGGUGUUUGAGAUCAGUUGGCGCAGUGACCUAAUCUAAGUGAUUAACACAGCAUCAUGUGAAUAUAAAUGUCCCAUGGCCCUUUUUCAAUGAUACUAUUCUGUGAUCUAAAUUUCCCUCACUCCUAAAAGCAAUCUUCUUGACUUUUCCUAACACAUCUGGCAACUUUCUUUUUGAAAUCCGAAUAUCGCUCUCUCCAUUCUUUCUGUGGAUACAAUUAAAAAUAAAGUAUGCCUGAAUAGAAGUAACAAUUUUAAUUGUUACAAGUUUUUUUAUAAAAUAAAUUAAUAUUCAUAAGUAAAGAAAAUCAUUAAUUACAAUUAAAGGAUAAGUUAAUUUUAUAAUUGCUAUAGUAGUAUCAAAAAGAUGACACUUAGGGCUCUUUCAAUAUAUACUUUUUUUCAUACAAAACGCACCGUACAUUUUGUAUGAAAAAAAAGGAUCGUCCAUAUGCUGUACGACAAACGCACCGCUUCGGCACCGCAGCAGGCCGUCAAGAAACGCAUAAAUUGAAAGGGCCCUUAGAAGCAAAUUAUAAUAAAUCUUAAUAACUGUCUAAAACCACAUCUUGUUCCAUAAGUGGUUCACUAAUGGAACAAGAUGUGGUUUUGAACUGAUAAAAAGUAUUUUAUGUGUAAAGGGUAUAAUCAUCCUGAUGUUAAAUUAAUAAUGAAUAAAAAUAUAUCUGAUUAGCUUACUAACCGCAGCAUCAACAUUAGCAGGACUUUCAUCAUUUGGAUCAGCAAGCAUAGAGAUGACACUUAUAAGGAUGGUCUCUACAGUGUGCACUGGUAGCCACCUCUCAGAUGCUUUUUCAUAACCCCAUUUGUCAUCUCCAGGCUCAUGCAGUAUUGAUAUGCAUACAUCACCAUUCUUUUCAACUGAAAAUUAAUUUAUUUUACUAUUUCAACUAAUCCACCUGUUUAGUUUAAUUUCAUUAAUUAAUAUAGUCAUCAAAAUUUCAUUCUUUGUCAGUGAGGUGACUAAAUUCAGCUAUUAAAAUAUUGGUCCUGGCUACCUUGGUCCUCAUGACAUGCAUCCCAGAAUAAAGGUGAAAAAGAUUUUUUUAAUUGUGCAGGAAAAUGUUAUCCAACUUAACAGUUAUAAAGAACUUACUAUUUGGAUGCCAUAUUUCAGUAACAAAUUUCAUUCGUGGUGGCCUUAGAGGAUAUUCUUUAGGAAAAUGCAAAUGAGCUUUGAAGAAUCCACCCUCACUGAAAAAAAGACUCAUAUUUACUCAAAACUCAAUUGUUGAAUAAUGUUACAGAACGAAUUGAUUUAGCAUUACACAAAAAUAGAAACAUCUACAAUACUUCCUACUCACUAUAAUGUAUCUGGAGGUCCAAUAAUGAGUACUUCCCAUCUAUAAAUAUCAUUGUCAUCUAUCAAUCCAGCAGAAAAACCUUCUACUGGAUUUUUGUUCAGUUCUGAAACAAAUACAGCUGUAACUGUAGAGCUCUUAGAUAUUGACCAAUCUUCACUUUUUUUGAAAUUAUAAGAAUCAUUGCCAGAAGGAAUUGUAAAUAUAAUUUGCAAGUUAUUUUGCUCCUUCAUUUCGAUAAGAAUAGCUGUCAUUGCGCCUACUAUUGAUUUUAUUCCCAACAACGCGACUGUUAGAUAAUUAUCGUGAAUUAACAACUGGGCAGAACGAAGAAAGAUUUUACCUUAAUGUUUUUUCCAAAUUGCAAAGAUGCCCAAAAUUCGACCCGCUAAGGUCAAUGAUUCCACGACAAGUCAUUUUGACGCUCGAAGAAAGAGUGACUCGACAAAUUAUUUUCAACGCACUAUAACGUACCUGCUAGCUGCUUUUUUAAUAAAAGCGAAGACUGUGGCUCUGACAUUAAUUACAAUUGUGAAAUUUACCCUGACGAUACGAAACAAAUGAUUUUCCACAAAAAGAUGGCUGGCUGAGAUUUAGGCAGGUUGUGAAACAUAUGAGUUGCAGCUUGUUUCCGGCGUAGAAUGUUACC